Messenger RNA from Anopheles marshallii, 453 nucleotides. It is a transcript of the gene IscU, whose product is annotated as iron-sulfur cluster assembly scaffold protein IscU. Bases 1 to 453 code for a protein of 150 amino acids. Gene Ontology annotation, biological process: intracellular iron ion homeostasis; iron-sulfur cluster assembly. Lineage: Eukaryota; Metazoa; Arthropoda; Insecta; Diptera; Culicidae. The record is from RefSeq and is a predicted model, not a curated record. Gene Ontology annotation, molecular function: ferrous iron binding; 2 iron, 2 sulfur cluster binding. The transcript has a single exon. Gene Ontology annotation, cellular component: mitochondrial matrix; cytoplasm.
AUGUCGCUCCCACGCAAUAUCGGUGCACUGUUGAAGGUUUCCCGUGCGCACAGCGUGCCGUGCGCCCUGUAUCAUCAGAACGUCUUGGAGCACUACGAAAAUCCGCGGAACGUCGGUUCGCUUGAUAAGAAGGACAAGAACGUCGGUACGGGUCUGGUUGGUGCCCCGGCCUGCGGUGAUGUCAUGAAACUGCAGAUUAAGGUGGACGAGAAUGGCAAAAUCAUUGACGCCAAGUUCAAGACGUUCGGAUGCGGUUCGGCCAUCGCUUCGAGCUCUUUGGCCACGGAGUGGGUAAAGGGCAAGACACUGGAUCAGGCGGGCCAGCUGAAAAAUACGGACAUCGCCAAGGAGCUGUCGUUGCCGCCGGUCAAGCUGCACUGCUCGAUGCUGGCAGAAGAUGCAAUAAAGGCAGCGCUUGAGGACUACAACAAGAAACAGAAGAAAGGCGAGUAA